UGUAGGCCAAAAUUUUAAAGUGAUUAAACAACAACAACGACAACCGCAAAUGAAGGCGAACCAUUGCUGACUUAUUAGAAGAAGAACACCAUCAACACCAAAAAUUCCAACAAAAAAAAACAAAAAACAACGCAAAAUUCUUAAGUAACUUUGCACCGUUUUGUUUUUGUUUAUUUUUUUUUUUUUAGUUUUUUUUGUUUUACCUUUUUGUUGAGGAAACAUUUCAAAAAAUUCUCCGUUUAAGUGCAAGAAACGUGCUCUGCCUACGCCAAAAGUGGAUUUAACACAAUCGAAAGAAAUUUUUUGUAUAUAUUUUGGAUUUAAAUACGGCCGUAAACAUUCCAAAAUCCGUGGGUACCAAAUUGCAACGUCUCAAGGCCAAAGCGGCUGCGAGUCAACAAUAUCGAAAGUCCGGUUCGGGCGGCACCAGCAGCAACAACAACAACAGCUACAACAACAACAACAGCAACAACCACAAUUACAGCAGCAGCCACAACGGAGGAGGCGUCGGCGGAGGCGGAGGAGGGGAUAUAAAUUUUGGCACACAAAGCGGUUACCAAUAUCAACGCGGUGGCGCUGCCGAAGAGCGUCGCAACUUUGCUGCAACGUCGUCGGCGUUGGCAGCGGCAGCGGCAGCGGGAACGUUGGCAGUGGGAGACGAAAUCGUUGAGAAGUCGUCGUCAUAUCAUUACAACAACAACAACAACAACAACCACCAACACCACAACCACAUUAACAUUAACAACAACAAUUAUCAAAAGUCAAACAUUACCAGUGCCAAUUACAAUCAUAAUCAACAACAACCACAACAACAACAACAACAAACCCUGCCUUACCACAAUAGUAACUCCAACAACAACUCCAACUCCAACACGAUGAUGAUGACCAAACAAAAGAAUACGCUGGCCGAUCGCCUCAACAUCGGCGGGGAAGUGCGCGAGCUGAGAUUAGGCGCAACAUUUAAUCCAAAAAACUCAUCAACCGCAUUUCACACAAUCAAAUAUGACUUUAAGCCAGCCAGUGUGGAUCCAAACCGUAUGGCAGCUGUGGAUGUUGGCUCAAAUAAUCAAGUUACUGUUACCGUGCCAAAUUUAGAAAAUUCCGGUGUGCCUCAUACAGUUUAUAAGGGAAAUCAGAGAAAAUAUGCAAAAGAGUGUUUAAUGAUUUAUGACAAGGAAACGGGUGCUAUCACAUUAGAAAAGCUAAAUCAUAAUAUACAAGUGAAGAAGACAAGAAGCGAAAUGACACACCACAAACCAAGCUUUCUGCCCGCUACAAAUAUCAAUCAUAAUAACAUACCAAUGUCUACCAAUGGUUCUGGACCUGGCCCAGGACCUGGACCAGGAUCAGGACCAUCACCGCCAUUAUCGGGAUCGGCAAGUGGUUCGGGACAAAAACUAGAGAAUAGCACCAUGCGCAUUAGUUCCAAAACGAAAGUAUCAACGGGCAGCCGAAGGAAUAAUAUAAUUGAUUUUAAGCCACGAAAUUCACCCAUGCAGCAGAGCUCACCAUCACGUCCAGUUGCUUCGCAUCGUAGUCCACAAUCGGCGCCGGCCUGGAAUGCCAACAAUGCCCAACAAACGUUACCUAGCAUACCCAUGAUAAUGGAUGAUGAUGACUUUGGUCUUGGUGCCGCCUUGCACAAUGGAACUGGUGGUGGCCAGGCGAAUAUCUCUGGCUCAUCGACUGGCUCCUCAACGGGUCAACCAGACUAUGGUGGUGGCGGUUCCUCAUCUUCUUCCACAAUGCAUAGACAACGACAAGUGCCUCAACAUGGUCAGCAUGGCAAGCGACAGCAAAUGCAUCAAAAUCAUCAGCAGCAUCCGAGUCCACCUAUGCAUCAACAACAGCAGCAACAACAGCAGCAGCAGCAUUAUGGUCGUGGCAUUAACAAUGGAGGAGGCAGCAAUAACUACGCACAACAACAACAGCCGCAGCAGCACCAUCAACAACAGGAACAACAACGACCCUCCUCCUCAUCAACAUAUAGCCAUCAUAGCAAUAAUAUGCCCAUGGAUUUAGAUUUCCCAAGAGAAAAUGAUUUAACCUCACAAACGAUGGCCCAAGCGGGCGCUGCCAUAGAAGAGCAAAUUGGUGGUGUGUUAAGUGCUUCCAGUUCCAGCUCCGAAUCGGAUUCAAGCGAUAGUGAUAGUGGCAGUGAGUCCGAUGAUAGCACUGAUGAUGAAUCCCGUCCCAUGCAGCAGCAACAAUUGCCGAAUUUGGGUCUCGGUUCUAUAUCGCCUUCCUACAACAAUCACCAGCAGCUCCAGCAACAACCACCACAACAACAACAGCAGCAGCAACAACAACAACAAUAUAAUCAUCAUAUGCAGCAGCAACAUCAGCCACAACAACAACAUCAUCAUCAUCAUCAGCAGCAGCAGCAGCAACAGCAGCAAUCCGAUAUGUAUACCUCAAAUCGUGGCUUUCCCAAUGAUUUGCUACAAAAUGAUCUGCAAUUGUCCUCGAAUUCGUCCGAUGAUGAUGAUGAUUAGGCGCUGCUUGCUGUGUCCUGCCGCGCGCUGCUUAUUUGUGCAUCUCUCUUCUCUUUUUAAAUAUAUAUAUAAAUAUUUCAAUUA
This is a messenger RNA of Drosophila willistoni, 2579 nucleotides long. RefSeq names its product ell-associated factor Eaf (gene Eaf). The record is from RefSeq and is a predicted model, not a curated record. NCBI's taxonomy places the organism in Eukaryota, Metazoa, Arthropoda, Insecta, Diptera, Drosophilidae. Gene Ontology annotation, biological process: regulation of transcription elongation by RNA polymerase II; positive regulation of DNA-templated transcription. Gene Ontology annotation, molecular function: transcription elongation factor activity. The transcript has 7 exons. The coding region runs from base 876 to 2495 and encodes 539 amino acids. Gene Ontology annotation, cellular component: super elongation complex.